This is a messenger RNA of Pongo pygmaeus (Bornean orangutan), 1646 nucleotides long. RefSeq names its product BTG anti-proliferation factor 4 (gene BTG4). Gene Ontology annotation, cellular component: nucleus; cytoplasm. The record is from RefSeq and is a predicted model, not a curated record. The coding region runs from base 332 to 1012 and encodes 226 amino acids. NCBI's taxonomy places the organism in Eukaryota, Metazoa, Chordata, Mammalia, Primates, Hominidae. The transcript is spliced from 7 exons.
GGGAAGAGGCUGAGAGAAGGGGCUGUGGGCGGUCCCUGAAGGGCCUCCAAGGGAGACGCCUAGAAGAUGGAGGCCCAGGUUCUUGAGAUGUUUCUUUUUCUGAUCUAGCAGGAGGGACAAAGAGCUCCUCCACUCCCUCAUUCCCCAAGAAGCCCCCCAGCCUACCCAGUUUCUGUGACCAUUCCGCCCUGGGAAAGCGGCUUCCCAGUUGAAGUCACGAGGAGUUCUCCAAGAAAGGUCUGCUGGCUGAUUCUUCAUUGACCUACCAGUCCCUGCUAUCAAGGACGCCAGAGUAGGUGAUGAUGACCUCCUUAUCUAUUUUUCUUGAAUCAUGAGAGAUGAAAUUGCAACAACAGUUUUCUUUGUCACAAGAUUGGUGAAAAAACAUGAUAAACUAAGUAAACAGCAAAUAGAAGACUUUGCAGAAAAGCUGAUGACGAUCUUGUUUGAAACAUACAGAAGUCACUGGCACUCUGAUUGCCCUUCUAAAGGGCAAGCCUUCAGGUGCAUCAGGAUAAACAACAAUCAGAAUAAAGAUCCCAUUCUAGAAAGGGCAUGUGUGGAAAGUAAUGUAGAUUUUUCUCACCUGGGACUUCCGAAGGAGAUGACCAUAUGGGUAGAUCCCUUUGAAGUAUGCUGUAGGUAUGGUGAGAAAAACCAUCCAUUUACAGUUGCUUCUUUUAAAGGCAGUUGGGAGGAAUGGGAACUAUAUCAACAAAUCAGUUACGCAGUUAGUAGAGCCUCAUCAGAUGAUCCCUCUGGCACUUCCUGCGAUGAAGAAAGUUGUAGCAAGGAACCUCGUGUCAUUCCUAAAGUCAGCAAUCCGAAGAGUAUUUAUCAGGUUGAAAACUUGAAACAGCCCUUUCAAUCUUGGUUACAAAUCCCCCGCAAAAAGAAUGUGAUGGACGGCCGUGUUGGCCUCCUGGGAAACACUUACCAUGGCUCACAGAAACACCCUAAAUGUUACAGGCCUGCUAUGCACCGGGUGGACAGGCUCAACUUAGCAUUCUGAAUUCGGAAAGGAAGAAAGGACAAUGCCCUAAUGGCCUGUUUUGGAAGAAGCAAGUGGGAAUUGAGUGGCAUCAGACCUUUUGAGAAGCUGAGAACAACUUCUAAAAGAAGGGGGCUUGUAUCCUUGAGCACCUGCCAUUCCUCAGAAUCUGAACUCAGGACACUGUAGAAGUUAUAUUUCACUCAGUUCUACAACCCAAGCUAUAAAGUAUGCAUGAUUUUUUUUCUUUUUUUGAGACGGAGUCUCACCCUGUCACCCAGGCUGGAGUACAAUGAUGUGAUCUCAGCUCAUUGCAACCUCCACCUCCUGGGUUCAAGCAAUUCUCCUGCCUCAGCCUCCCAAGUUGUUGAGAUUACAGGCUCCCACCACCAUGCCUGGCUAUUUUUUGUGUCUUUAGUGGAGAUGAGGUUUCACCAUAUUGAUCAAGCUGGUCUCGAACUCCUGAUCUCAAGCAAUCCACCUGCAUCAACCUCCCAAAGUGCUGGGAUUACAGGCGUGAGCCACCAUGCCUGGCCAGUAUGCACGAUUUUACUCUUCCUUUAAAAGAUGGUAAAACAGUGGCAGGGAGGGGUUAGUUUUAAUAACUUGCCCAAGGUCAAAGAGUUAAUAAAUUGUGGGGCAGGUCUUCAAACUC